Betta splendens (Siamese fighting fish) is the source of this 5624-nucleotide messenger RNA. RefSeq names its product hyaluronan and proteoglycan link protein 4-like. The coding region runs from base 61 to 624 and encodes 187 amino acids. The transcript is spliced from 3 exons. The record is from RefSeq and is a predicted model, not a curated record. NCBI's taxonomy places the organism in Eukaryota, Metazoa, Chordata, Actinopteri, Anabantiformes, Osphronemidae.
AAAAAUCUGGCAACACGAGAAGACGCGGGAAAGAGGUCACGUGGUCGGCCGCCGCGAAGUAUGAGCUACUGUUUCCUCACAUUCACGGAGUCUGGAAGAAGAAUGCUCGCUUUGAUUCUGCGUCUCUUCACGUUCGUCCUCGUUUGUUCCACUGCUGAAGACCUUAAAGAGGUCACAGCCCAACCUGGAGAUAAUGUGGUUCUGCAGUGCCGGGGCAGCAGCCACGGCGCCGUCGACCUGCUGGAGUGGAGCAGAACCGACCUGAAGUCUGAGUACGUCUUCUACUACAGAGACGGUCUGGUGUACGACGACUCUCAGCACAAAGCUUUUCAUGGUCGCGUGGAGCUGAAAGAUGCUCAGAUGAAGGACGGAGACGCGUCUGUGGUCCUGAAGAACGUCACCAUCAGAGACACUGGAACCUACGAGUGUCGGGUCAUACAGGGAAACACACGAAGCGUCAGAACCGGGUCGUCAGAGGUCUCCAGCAGCGUCCUGCUCACGGUGGACAAGGGUGGAGCUGGACACAGUCCAGGACUGACAGCAGGUCUGGUCGUCUCAGCUCUGAUUCUUCUUGCUGCUGGUGUUGGUGUCAUUUAUAAAGUACAGUCCAGUUGCAGGUCAUAGACUCAGCAUCAGUGUCUUACGAACGUUCUCACCGAGCCUGAAGCUCCGACGUACGAACCUCGGCUCCUGAAGAUCCUGCUGCGGUGAUGCAGUAACUGGAGCUGAAGAGGCUCAGACUCUAUAAACCAGCUGGUUUUUGAUGGUAACAGUGGGACUGGUGUCACAUUCUAGAGUUUCAGGGUUUUAGAGCAGCUUUAAUCAUUAAAACGUGUUUACAGGUGGAUGAAUCUCAUAAAUCCUCAGAUAUUAGUUCACUGGAUGUUUACAACCACUAACAAACGUCUUCGUUGUUCAGAACCACUGUGGUUUUACUUCUGUUCAUGUUUCAUGAAGGUCUUUGGCUUCUCCUCCAUCAGUGUUUAGCUGAUGUCAGUGUGAGUUGAUGGGGAGCUCGUCUCUACUGUUUGAACACGUCUGAACCUGUUUGAUGGAAUCCUGGUCCAACCGUCAAACAGAACCAGAGGACGUGCUGGGACUUGUCCAUGACGUUCCUGCUACAGACACACACACACAUUAAAACCCUUGAAGCCAUGGCUGAAUCAGGCGUCAGCUGUUCAUCCCCCACGAAACAAAACAAAACAAAACAAAACCGAACCUAAAAGAGGAUCAACCUGUGCUCAGACCUGUCCCUGAAUACUCUUUAACAUCUGAAUGCAGCUCUGACUAUUAACGCUCCCUCAUCUAGUACAUCAUUCAAAAAUGCGCCUGCCAUCAAGAAGAGAUGUGAAAUCAGAUUUUAGCCUUUAUAAACUACACAUGGGCCUCAUCGUAGAAUUAAAUGAAAUCACCUUUGCAGAAUAAUUAGCCAUUACUUAAUCUCAAUUAGCUGCAGAAAUAAAUGUAUUAUGUAGUAUUAUGUAUAUAUAUAUAUAAAAAAACUCCCUUCUCACCCUCCGCGGGUGGUCUCAUCCACUUUCCAAGCUCGGGUCCUCUACCAGAGGCCAGGGAGCUUGAGGGUUCUGCGCAGUAUCCUUGCUGUUCCUAGGACUGCACUUUUCUGGCCUGAGAUGUCGGAUGUUUUUCCAGGGAUCUGUUGUAGCCAUUCCUCCAAUUUGGGGGUCACUGCCCCCAGUGCUCCAAUCACCACAGGCACCACUGUGGCCUUCACCUUCCAAGCCUUCUCCAGUUCUUCUCUGAGCCCUUGGUAUUUCUCUAGUUUCUCAUGUUCCUUUUUCCUGAUGUUGCCAUUGCUUGGUAUUGCCACAUCCACCACUACGGCUUUCCUCUGUUCUUUGUCCACCACCACAAUGUCUGGUUGGUUCGCCAUUACCAUUCUGUCAGUCUGGAUCUGGAAGUCCCACAGGAUCUUGGCUCGCUCGUUCUCUACCACCUUGGGAGGUGUUUCCCACUUUGACCUUGGGGUUUCCAGUCCAUACUCUGCGCAGAUGUUCCUGUAUACUAUGCCAGCCACUUGGUUAUGGCGUUCCAUGUAUGCUUUCCCUGCCAGCAUCUUACACCCUGCAGUUAUGUGCUGGACCGUCUCAGGGGCCUCUUUGCACAGUCUACACCUUGGGUCUUGUCUGGUGUGGUAGAUCUGGGCUUCUAUGGCUCUGGUGCUCAGGGCCUGCUCCUGUGCAGCCAGGAUGAGUGCCUCUGUGCUGUCCUUCAGCCCAGCCCUUUCAAGCCAUUGGUAGGAUUUGUUGAGAUCAGCCACUUCAGUUAUGUUCCGGUGGUACAUCCCGUGCAAGGGCUUGUCCUCCCUCUUCCAGCAUCUCAUCCUCUGUUCUCCACUGCCUGAGACAUUCACUCAGCACGUCAUCUGUCGGGGCCUUAUCCUUGAUGUACUUAUGGAUCUUGGAUGUUUCAUCCCGGAUAGUGGCUCUCACGCUCACUAGUCCUCGGCCUCCUUCCUUGCGGCUAGCGUACAGUCUCAGGGUGCCGGAUUUGGGGUGGAACCCUCCAUGCAUGGUGAGGAGCUUUUGUGUCUUAACAUCUGUGGUCUGUAUCUCUUCCUUUGGCCACCUUAUUAUUCCCACAGGGUAUCUGAUCACUGGCAGGGCGUAGCUGUUUAUUGCCCGGGAUUUGUUUUUGCCAUUGUGCUGGCUCCUUAGGACUUGCCUUACUCGUUGGAGGUAUUUGGCUGUUGCCGCAUUCCUUGUUGCCUGUUCAAGGUUGCCGUUUGCCUGUGGUAUUCCAAGGUACUGUAGUUGUCCUCAAUGUCUGCUAUUGUUCCUUCUGGGAGUGAGACCCCUUCUGUGUGGAUUACCUUGCCUCUCUUUGUCACCAUCCUCCCACAUUUCUCGAGUCCGAAUGACAUCCCGAUGUCCGAGCUGUAGAUCCUGGUGGUGUGGAUCAGCGAGUCGAUGUCUCGCUCACUCUUGGCGUACAGCUUGAUGUCAUCCAUGUAGAGGAGGUGACUUAUGGUAGCCCCAUUCCGGAGUCGGUAUCCAUAGCCAGUCUUGUUUAUUAUUUGGCUGAGGGGGUUCAGACCUAUGCAGAACAGCAGUGGGGACAGUGCAUCUCCUUGGUAUAUGCCACAUUUGAUGGAUACUUGGGCAAGUGGCUUCCCGUUGGCUUCAAGGGUGGUUUUCCACAACCUCAUCGAGUUUGCAAUGAAGGCCCUUAGAGUUCUGUUGAUGUUGUACAGCUCCAAGCAUUCAGUGAUACAUGUGUGUGGCAUUGAGUCAUAGGCUUUCUUGUAGUCGAUCCAGGCUGUGCACAGGUUGGUGUGUCGCAUUCUGCAGUCUUGGGCGACUGUUCUGUCUACCAGGAGUUGGUGUUUGGCUCCUCUGGUAUCCUUACUAAUGCCCUUCUGUGCUUCGCUCAUGUAUUGACCCAUGUGCCCACUUAUCUUAGCUGCGAUGAUGCCUGACAUGAGCUUCCAUGUUGUGGAGAGACAGGUUAUUGGCCGGUAGUUGGAUGGGACUGUACCCUUUGAGGGAUCCUUCAUUUUCAGGAUUGUUCGCCCUUCGGUUAGCCAUUCAGGGUGGGUCCCAUCCCUUAGCAGCUGGUUCAUUUGUGCUGCCAGUCGCUCAUGGAUUGCAGUGAGCUUCUUUAGCCAGUAGGCGUGGAUCAUGUCAGGGCCGGGUGCUGUCCAGUUUUUCAUACCUGAGACUCUUUGUUGGAUGUCUGCCACUGUGAUAGUCACUGGGUUCUGUUCAGAGAGGUUGCUGUGGUCUUCCCUCAGAUCCACCAGCCACUGUGCAUCACUGUUGUGUGAUGCCUCCCUUUCCCAUAUACCCUUCCAGUACUCUUCGGUUUCCAGCCUUGGUGGGUCUGCUCUGCUGUUAUUACCCUGCCAUUGAGAGUACACUUUCGCAGGUUGUGUUGCGAACAGCCGGUUUAUUCGUCUGGCUUCAUUAUCUCUGGUGUACCUCUUUAGGCGGCUGGCCAAGGCUUGUAGCCUUUGCUUGGCAGUUUCGAGUGCUUCAGGUAUGGGCAUCUGGCUGUACCUCUUGGGCAUCGGUCUUCUCAUUGCACCUCUCUGGGCCUCUGUCAUUUGGCUCACUUCUCUCCGAGCUGCCUUGAUUUUUGCCUCCAACCUUCGUUUCCAUGGUGGGUAUUGUUUCUCAUGGCUCCCAUGGUUGCUCUUAUAGCCAAGCACCUCUAGGAUCACUGAUGCUGAAGCGUAUAUCAGCUCAUUGGUUUCCGUGAUUGUUGUGGUAGGGAUCGCUCUCAAUGCUGCAUUCACAUCUUCCAUGAGACUUUCUUAUGGAACUUCAUUUAGUCGUUGUAGUUGGCUUCAGGGUUGCCUGUUCAAUCUCGCCAUGAUCUUAUCUUUCAGGUCAGUCGCUGCCUCGCUCAGCGUAUCUGUGCUCAUUGGGGCUUCGUACCCAAUUUCUGGUUGGGGAGAUGGUGAAACCUCCCCUCUGACCUGGCGUCCUGGCUCCCCCUUGCCGUAGCAUUUGUGUUGUAUCUCGUCAAUCUCAAGUUGUGAUAGCAGUUGCCGUUUGUGGAUGUUGGAACACUGAGCUACUAAUUGCUUCGCAGUCAGUCUUGAAUGUGGGUUUCUCUGUUCCCGACCAUGAACCUUCAGACGACAACGAGCACUUUAACUUCAACCAGACGAAUGUUUGAGUUUUCGUAGCUUGGGACCAAACAGCUGGGAACUGAGCUGCCCCAGUUCCAACAUGCAGGUCUUUGUGGUGGAAGCUCAGGACUAGUUACUGGAGGUUCCUGUAGGUGAGAGGAUGCUGAUGUCUGUGCAGAACCUGCUGUAGAUGUAGCACUUACAUAACAUAAAGGUUUUCAUUUCACAUUGACUCUUACUGUACUGUAACUGUCGGCGGUCAGUGAUUGAAUUCAUAAUAAAACAGGGACUUCCCUCACAUUUUCACACUGAGUGUUAAACAUCUGCCCACUGGUUCUGACUAUAGCAGCUCAGAACCUACUGACCUCAGUGGGGAAGUGACCAAAGGCACACGUUUAUAUCUGAACACGCUCAGUUUGAGCUCCUCAGUCAGAGCCUCGUGGAGGUUUGAGCAUCAGGUGGUUGAACAUUAGUUUAUGUGAAACAGCAGCAGUCCAGGACGCAGCAGGAUCUAAAGGAGAGCGGAGUUCUGGUUCCUCUUUUAAACCAACAAUGUUGAAUGGUGUUGCAUCUAAAGCAGGAGGCAAAUCACCACCUCAUGUACGAACGGUGCUUACGCACGAAAUCCUGGCGAAGCACGAAUCUACGCCUGAGGUCAGAUGGAUCAAGACAAAUGUAAAGUAGAGACGUGUGCAAAUCUACGGCAGCUCGCUGGCCGGCGUACAGUAAGUACUUUUCCACAGCUAUGGAUUCAUUAGCGACACCAAGAGGUCAAACUGGGGAACUCAAUCACGUGAAAACGAUCAUUAGUCACAGCGGAGAAAGACGAUGAACAAUCGAUAAAGCCACGUGUCAGCAAUUAGAUGAGAGGAUAUAAAAAUGUGCAAAGCGGUGCAAACGUUUAAUGCUUGCUGUAUGUGGGAUUUGUUGGGUUUAGUUGUGUGAGGUCUUAAUCCUUACUUUGUAAAGGGCCUUGAGAUAACUUUGUUGUGAUUUGGCGCUAUAUAAAUAAAAUUGAAUUGAAAGUUUA